AUGAGGAGUAUAAUGAUGACAAUGAUGGCGAGGAAAAUCGACAAUCUCCACAACAGCAGGAAGAAAUUCCUCAACCGGAUCAAACCCCACCGGAAGAACCACUUCAACCGGAACAAACAGAAGACGCUGAAGCAAUGCCUUCAGAUGCACAUGUCUCUUCUUUUGCACCGGUCAUGGUACUCCAUUAAGGAGCAUGCGCUGCUGAGUGGAUUGGAUUGUCAUGACUACCCUAGCAACUAUGGGGAGCUGAAGGACAAGGAAGCCGGCGAUUUCAAGUUUGUUGAAAAGUGGUUCAAGAGAAGGACCAAUAUUACCAUAGCAGAUGUGAAGAAGAAGCUAGGGAAAGUGAAGAGCGCUGUUAACAAGAAGAAGAUGGCUGCGCUAUAUUUCUUAACCAAUGUCUUGAAAGCGAAGUCCAAAUACAAAGGAAACAUAGAGCCAUUCUUUCUCAAAGUCGUGGAUGAUUUGGACUUGUGUGAAAAAUUCCCUUGGGGCCGUUUGACCUUUGAUGAUUUGGUAGAUGAAGUUAAGAAAGUAGCGAAGAAGUUCAAGGGAGGCGUCGUCAACGAGAAGGAUUCAUGGACCUUUUCUGGAUACAUUCUUCCUAUUGAGGCUUUUGCGUAUGAGUGCAUUCCUGCGCUUGCUCGAACCUUUCGAGAACCUGUUCAUGCAGAGAGCGACUGUCCAAGGUUGUGCAAGCACAAUUUCAAAGCGACUUACAUGAAAGGUUAUCCACUGUCCGAGAUAAACGAAGCAAUUGGCAGCAAUAGGGAUAUCAUAAGCAUCUUGGAACCAACCUCAGAGGAGGAAACCCUUAUGGAGCGCAUCAUAGACCCUAGUUGUGAUGAUGGGAUUGGCUCCGUGGAUCAUUUAGUCGACCUUUGGAGAGACAUCUAA
Messenger RNA from Microthlaspi erraticum, 897 nucleotides. The record is from the annotation of a GenBank genome assembly. Lineage: Eukaryota; Viridiplantae; Streptophyta; Magnoliopsida; Brassicales; Brassicaceae.